Salvia splendens (bonfire salvia) is the source of this 1562-nucleotide messenger RNA. Its product is annotated as transcription factor MYB11. The record is from RefSeq and is a predicted model, not a curated record. The coding region runs from base 166 to 1302 and encodes 378 amino acids. Lineage: Eukaryota; Viridiplantae; Streptophyta; Magnoliopsida; Lamiales; Lamiaceae. The transcript is spliced from 3 exons.
CUCCCACAACCAAUGAAAGCACGAGAGUAAUGCACGUAUUUUUUUUUACUGUAGCAUGUCCUAAAUAAAAAGAAUUAUUUAUUGGAAAAAUUAAUAUUGUCUAUAAAUAUUGCAACCAAAAAACACUUUAAUUAAUUUUUGUUGUCUAGUGAGAGAGAGAGAGAGAUGGGAAGAGCGCCGUGCUGUGAGAAAGUGGGGUUGAAGAGAGGGAGAUGGACUGCUGAAGAAGAUGAGAAACUUAGAAAAUACAUUGAGGAAAAUGGUGAAGGUUCUUGGAGAUCAUUGCCCAAAAAUGCAGGGUUGCUUAGAUGUGGAAAGAGUUGCAGGCUGAGAUGGAUCAAUUAUUUGAGGUCUGAUGUGAAGAGAGGAAAUAUAUCUGCUGAAGAAGAAGAAAUCAUCUUCAAUCUCCAUGCAUCAAAGGGAAACAGGUGGUCUCUAAUCGCCGCGCAUUUACCUGGUAGAACAGACAAUGAAAUAAAAAACUAUUGGAAUUCCCAUUUAAGCAGAAAAUUCCACGGUUUCCGCCGCCCCAAUCCCAACUUCAUCCCACCACCGUCGCCGCCGCUGCCGCCGAAGGCCGGCGGUGGUGGCCGCAAGAAGACCAAGAGCGGUAACCGGAGAGGCGGCCGCAAACGCACGGGCAUUCAAGAAGACACCGCCGGAGCUGCAAGCGCCGCCGUUGUUAUGCCGGCGACUCCCACUCCGGAGAGAGAGAAAAUUGGCAGAAUCAUCGCGGAGGAGAGAGAGAGCGGCGGCGACUCCAUGCCGGGACCGGGAGUCUGCGACAUGGAUGAUAUUAUGGAGGAUUUGAGCGGGCUUUGGGGCUCGGAAAUCGGGGGUGUGGAUAUAUCAAGGGCCGAAGAAUUCGGGCUGGGCCUAGAGAACUCAUCGAUGUGUGAUGCGCGUGAUAUCUACGAGCCCGAGCCUCUAUCACGGGCCAAGGAGUUCGGGCCAGGCCUAGAUACCUAUGAUCCUGGGCCUCCAUCACAGGCUGAAGAGUUCGGGCCAGGUCUGCAGAACUCAUCGAUGUGUGAUGGACGUGAUACUUGCGAGUCCGGGCCUCCAUCAUGGGGCGAAGAGUUCGGGCUCAGCCUAGAAAACUCGUUGAAGUGUGAUACUUACGAGUCUGAGCCUGGGAAUGGGCUGAGAGAAAUGGGCUCGGGCCGAGGAGAUCUAUCGGAAUGGAUGUCAUCAGAAAUUUAUGAAAGUACAUUUUCGUGGUUAUGGGAUGACUGUAGUGAGAAAUGUGACCCAAACAACGAAUUGUUGGAUGAUGUGAUGUGUUCAUGGUUGUUGUCGUAAACUUUAUGCUACUUAUAACUUUUGUAGUAAAGUGAAUGGCCAUAAAUUGUGAUUUGUAGUUUAGUCUGUUCGUAAAGAUUGAAGGAUAUCAACCUUGGACAGCUAAAUCAUCGGUUAUUAAUUUAUGAAGUGAAUGUUGUUUUCAAAUUUUUAUUUUCACUAUUUAAAGUUGUAUUGAUCAUCUAAUAUCGUUGUUGUGUUUCUACUAAAUAUCAUUUGUAAACUUGUUAAGUUGUUAUCCUACAUUUGACUUGUGGAUA